Etheostoma cragini (Arkansas darter) is the source of this 5152-nucleotide messenger RNA. RefSeq names its product v-akt murine thymoma viral oncogene homolog 2 (gene akt2). Gene Ontology annotation, biological process: protein phosphorylation. The record is from RefSeq and is a predicted model, not a curated record. Bases 545 to 1993 code for a protein of 482 amino acids. The transcript has 14 exons. Gene Ontology annotation, molecular function: ATP binding; protein serine/threonine kinase activity. NCBI's taxonomy places the organism in Eukaryota, Metazoa, Chordata, Actinopteri, Perciformes, Percidae.
UUCUGCUGGGCUGCUAACUAACUUACUGUCUGGCUGGGACAGAGGGUUUCCACGCUAGCAGGGCGACUAACCACAUUUAACACAUAAGGAAGCGGUUGUAUCUCUCCUGGACUUGGAAAUUAUUGUUACUCGUAUUCGACAUAACUAUUCAUCAAGUUGGAGCUCAGUGGACUUUAUUCUCUCACUGACUCCGAUUCUGUGAACCACUGCAGUAGCAACGGACCAAGCACGCCGCCGCCGCUGUUGUUGUUGUGAGAGAAGAAAACAAGCUCGGCAAGCUCUCAGUAAGCUGUGUGAUCAUUGACAGAGUUCAAUACACACACGCUUCAAUUGAUAACUGGUGGGAUCUUUGUGCAGCGUACCAACGAGCCUCUUCAAGAACCGACCCGCUGGGAAUAUUUUGUCGCUGAAGUCGAGGUAUUACAUGAUACAGUUGUAUUUGAUCUGAGCCACUGUCAGACACUUCACCAAUAGGAACCGUUUGCACAAUUUCCACCUGCUUGUCUGCAGACCCCUCCCAACCCAGACAGUCCUCUUUCCCAGCAUGAAUGAAGUCAGUGUUGUGAGAGAAGGAUGGCUCCAUAAGAGAGGUGAAUACAUUAAAACAUGGAGGCCUCGUUACUUCAUCUUAAAGAGCGACGGCUCCUUCAUUGGCUACAAAGAGAAGCCUGAGGUGUCCAGUGACCACACCCUUCCACCACUCAACAACUUUUCUGUCGCAGAAUGCCAGCUGAUGAAAACAGAGCGCCCAAAGCCCAAUACGUUUGUCAUCCGUUGCCUACAAUGGACCACCGUUAUUGAACGCACCUUCCAUGUAGACAGAAAUGAGGAGAGGGAGGAAUGGAUGCGAUCGAUCCAGGCAGUGGCAAAUAGCCUGAAGAGUCAGCAGCAAGAUGAGGAGCCCAUGGAGAUUAAAUUUGGCUCACCAAGUGACAGCAGUGGCACAGAGGAGAUGGAGAUUGCUAUGUCCAAAUCCCGCACAAAAGUGACCAUGAGUGACUUUGACUAUCUGAAGCUGCUGGGAAAGGGGACAUUUGGUAAAGUGAUCCUGGUGAAGGAGAAGGCCACAGGGAUGUACUACGCCAUGAAAAUCCUCCGCAAGGAAGUCAUCAUUGCUAAAGAUGAAGUGGCACACACAGUUACAGAAAGCAGAGUUCUCCAAAAUACGCGGCAUCCCUUUCUAACGACACUAAAAUAUGCAUUUCAAACGCAUGACCGGCUAUGCUUUGUGAUGGAGUAUGCAAAUGGAGGAGAACUCUUCUUUCACUUAUCGCGGGACAGAGUGUUCACAGAAGACAGAGCUAGAUUCUAUGGUGCAGAAAUAGUGUCAGCACUGGAGUACCUACACUCACGCAAUGUAGUUUACAGAGAUUUAAAGCUGGAGAACCUCAUGUUAGACAAGGACGGCCACAUAAAGAUAACAGACUUUGGGCUGUGUAAAGAGGGGAUCACAGACGGUGCCACUAUGAAAACCUUCUGUGGAACCCCAGAGUACCUGGCACCAGAGGUGCUAGAAGACAAUGACUAUGGACGAGCAGUGGACUGGUGGGGCCUGGGCGUGGUCAUGUAUGAGAUGAUGUGUGGUCGGUUACCCUUCUACAACCAGGACCAUGAGCGUCUCUUUGAGCUUAUCCUCAUGGAGGAGAUCCGCUUCCCCAAGAACCUGGCUCCGGAAGCCAAGGCCCUGCUGGCCGGACUGCUCAAAAAGGAUCCCAAACAAAGGCUCGGUGGAGGUCCAGACGAUGCCAAAGAAGUGAUGAGCCACAAGUUCUUCACAUCAAUCAAUUGGCAGGAUGUUCUUGAAAAAAAGCUUGUUCCACCCUUCAAGCCCCAAGUAACAUCAGAGACAGACACGCGUUACUUUGACGAUGAGUUCACAGCACAAACCAUAACAAUAACUCCCCCUGACAAGUAUGACAGUUUAGAUGUCGAGGAUUCAGAUCAGCGCAGGCACUUCCCUCAGUUCUCCUACUCUGCCAGCAUACGGGAAUGAUCACUCAGACUCUUGAUCAAGCAGGCAGGCUAACACACGAUCACAAUCCCACGUACACACUUGCACUGCUGGGGGACGACACAAACACAAACUGGCACAAGACACAUUUUCAUUAGGUCUUUUAAACGCACGUGUACACACACAGACACAUACUCACACAGACACGUACUCACAGACACACACCCACCCACACACCCUGGCUAUUCAGACAAGACAGGGAUCAUCGAGUAUGAAAUUAACACACACGCCGUGAUUGACUGACCUCAGCAGGUUUAUGUGGAUAGACUGGCAGCUUUUCUCUGUGCGUCCUCUCAGGGUUAGCUUUAGGCUUCCCUGCGGGACCUCUGCUGCACUACACUGGGGUACCACAUCAAAGCCUUGACACUUUGAAAACCAGGUUAUGCCAGCAAGUACCACCUCUUUACCAGCUGUACCCAUUCUACACACACAUACCAACCCAUGCAUAGACUGCAUAUAUGGACUUGAUUGAAUUACAAAAAAAAAAAACUAAUCAAAAUUUGGAAAAUGGAAAAGAUUUGGGAAAAGACCGUUUUUUUAUUUCAUCUAUUGUUACGGUUUUAAAUGUAAAGCCAUAUUUCUGCAUUUUUUUGUGAUUUCUUUUUCUUUUUUAACAAGUGCUCUUUCUGGAACUUGCUGUUACAAAUCAAGUGUGGGAAUGUUCCUACAGUAGGGGGAAAUAGGGAAGAGGGGGAGAGGAAGAGGGUUGCCAUCUCUGUGUUUGCACUGCAUGUGUGUAUAAGCGAAUGGGCGAGUGGAUGUGUGCGUGCAUAUGAGUGCAGGAGGUUGGAUGAACAACCAUUUUAAUUCUCAGCCAUCCAUUUGUGUCUUUUUUCAUGCAUGUUUUGAAACUCUGAACAAUUGCUAGAAUAUCAACAAGAAGACACUACACAACGCACUCAAUGGCCUUUUUUUUUUUUUUAAAGGGAACGAGCAUGUAAUUUAUGCUGGAUGUGAACGGCUUGGCGCUAAAUUGACUCAGUUAGAAAUAGAAACUGGGAUCUUUUGCAUGGCUAACCUUUUGCUUUAAAAGCUGCGUUAAUUUAAGUAAAAGUGAUGCAGCAGUCAUGUUCUCAGAGUCCAUGUCGCUGUUUUCAAACUGACUUACCGAAUUGUAAACUAUACAUCUAGCUUCUGGUUGAAGGUGUAACAGUGAGUUUUAAUUAAGGCCAGUUGCCAUGUGUUUAAGAGAGUAAGAAUAGAAGGAAAUAGGAGAGUAGAGACUAGAUGCUUCAGCACAGUUGUUCCCCAACCUGUCUAGAGAAACCAAUGCAGACGCACACAGCCCUCCACUGUCCUCAAUCCAGUAAUUCUCUCUCCCUCGCUGGAAAGUUAGGCACAAAUCUUUUGUUUGUUUUCUAUUUGUAAUAACUGUAAGUUUUAAAGGAAUUUUUUUAAUGUUCCCCUAUUUAAAAAAAAAAAAAAAAUCGUUCAAUCGUUGUUAUGUCUUCAUGAAAAGGCCAAAUAUUGACUGACUUGGUGGAUGUUCAACACUUCAAAUGAUUCCACAUUGAUGUUUAGAAUCGGGGGCUUUCUUAAACAAUGUGUUGCAGCACUUAAAUCUGCGUAGUUGUAUUACUGCAGGUUUACAAUCCAAAUAAACGCCUCAUGAGCUGGUCGACCAACCUUCAGCCUGUAGACAGGGCAAAUUAAUCAAAACAUCAGCUGUAUUGUUGGAAGAUUUGUUGAAAAUCUGCAUACAAUGAGUCAUGAUGGCAAACAAGAACACACGCAAGUGCUAAUAUUGACGCAAGCAUUUUAUAUUCCAUAUUGCUGGAAGAAAUGUUGGUUGCUCUUUGAGCUUCAGUAAUGAAGCAUAACGAACUUUUUGUUUGUCAUUGUUUUGUUUAUUUUUAUCCUUUUUUGUCCAUCUAUUUCUCAAAUUUUGGAAGACACGUUGUCUUUAAUUAUACAUUAUAUAAAAGUUAUAUAUUAAAAGUUUCUAAACAGCUUUCAUUUUUAUUACGUUCUUCAUUUCACGGGUUUCCAUGGGAGGAAUGCUUAUUUAGCUAAGGUGGUAACUAUUAGUUAUUUGAUUUUAAAUGGGCAAUUCAUUUUUGGUUUGCAUUGUCACAUCCCUUAGGCUGAACUGGUCUAUAGAUUGCAUAAUUGAGCAUAUAAAAGGAAAGCAAUAUUAAGAGAAAUUCACAUCAGUUUGAUAAUUUAUUUUUAAACCAGAGAGAAAAUAAUCCCAAUGCACAACACCAUUUAAAGCUUUAUUAAAACUUAUUUUACAGUAAUGUUUAAAAGUUUAGCUAACUAACUAACCAACCGCAUUCUCUAGGAUAACCCUCAUGUCACAUAUUGUUUUUUUUAUUAAGUUUGUGUGAGUGACAGAGAGUGAUGUUUGAGUAAAAGUGGUGAUGAGGACACAGAAAAGCAGCAGGUUUUUGACUAAUCUUUGGGCACCAGGUGGCCCCAGUUCCUGCAGUUGAUAAUGUGAUCAAAUGGCUUUGAUUUACAGUUCACAACUCCAGCACAUCUCACUGGCUCAGGCACAGCCAUCAUACUCUAGCCUAGUGUCCUGCUUUGGAAACGGCAGGAUUGGAUAUCACAACCACUGCACUGAUGGACUCUACUGUGGACUUGCCUUCAUUGCUAUCAUGGCCAUAUGGGGGUGCUGCUGAACUUUUUUAAUAUUGGUUGUGAAGCCAUACUCUGAACCUCGCUGCUGGCCACGCUUUAAGCAAUGCUUCACAGCUGAACAUGCAAGUUAAUACCCCUGACCUCUUCUGUAGGCAUACACAGGCACAAUAAGUGCCUCCUCACUAUUGUGUAAAUACCAAAAAAGAAAAAGAAAAGCUUGAUGGUGAAUGCAGCAUUCGUAGAGGGGGAGGCCUGCAGCUUCGUAGUAUUUGAUUUGCAGCUUUACUAUGGUUACCUUGCUCUGUAUAUUUGAAUGUGAUUAACAGUCACGAAUGUUACCUAUGCUGGUGUAACAAGAUUUUGUCUGCUUUUUGCUGUUAGUUGAGGCUCAGAGGGCAAUGAAAAAAAAAGCAAUCUUUAAGGGGAGGACAUUGUCCUGGUAGACAGUUUCAGCCCCCCUUUGCAAGACUUUACAAUGUAACGGGUGAUACCUGCUACAAUAUGGUAGCUUAUAACAUUUGCAACUAUAAUGUGCCAGUAAACAUUUUUACUGAA